Aplosporella prunicola CBS 121167 is the source of this 3129-nucleotide messenger RNA. RefSeq names its product glycosyltransferase family 1 protein. The transcript has 5 exons. Bases 1 to 3129 code for a protein of 1042 amino acids. Lineage: Eukaryota; Fungi; Ascomycota; Dothideomycetes; Botryosphaeriales; Aplosporellaceae. Gene Ontology annotation, molecular function: UDP-glycosyltransferase activity; hexosyltransferase activity. The record is from RefSeq and is a predicted model, not a curated record. Gene Ontology annotation, biological process: carbohydrate metabolic process.
AUGAGCUCUGGAAGUCGGACUAAACCAGGCCAUGCAUCACUAUCUGCCAACAAAAGAGAGACAAACGACCGGAUGUAUACACAGACCAACAGCAAUCGGCCGCACAUCUACGACUCUGAAAGCACGAGCACGAGUUCGUCUUCUUCGACAGUUGAAGAAGUACCCGAGACAAAUUCGCCAUUUGGACAUCGCUCUUCACGCCGGCCCAGACGGAGAAGACCAGAACACCAAGACCAGCAAAGCAGUCAAAUGGAUUCCAAUCACAACCCGUACUCCAAGUUUUUCACUGAAAAUAAACACUUUAGAACAAAAGGCAAGGUUUCGAAACGAGACGGACGUUUGAAGAUAUCUCUUAAUGAGAUCACGAAUCACGGGUUCUUGGCAAACGCACUGGGACCCGGCAUUGGCCAUAACCUUGGUGGCCGUAGGGAAGUUGGAGAAAAUGAUGCACGUACAAACAGAAAAGAACAGUCCAAAUCCGUAAAAGGUGACCAAAAGAUGGACCUGGAGCUUUUUAACGUGGACAAUACGCAGGUACCUCGUUUAAAUAUUGUUGUGAUGGUAAUCGGUUCGCGAGGAGAUAUACAACCGUUCAUCAGAAUCGGUAAGAUUUUACAAGAUCAACAUGGACAUCGCGUCAGGAUUGCCACCCAUCCAGCAUUUAAAGAAUUUGUUGAAAAAGAUUCGGGUUUGGAGUUUUUCUCUGUGGGAGGUGACCCGUGGGAGCUCAUGGCUUUCGUGGUCAAAAAUCCUGGUUUGAUCCCAUCUGUGGAGACGAUCAAAAAGGGAGAGGUUGGAAGAAGAAGAGCUGCCAUGUCUAAGAUGUUCGAAGGCAUGUGGAGAGCUUGCAUCAAUGCUACAGACGACGAGCGUGACAAGGAGAACAUGAAGAUGAUGGAUGAUAAGAAAUAUUUUGUUGCUGACGCAAUUAUUGCGAACCCUCCAAGUUUCGCUCAUGUGCAUAUAGCAGAGCGGCUCCAAAUCCCACUUCACCUGAUGUUUACAUUCCCAUAUACGCCUACCCAGCACUUUCCGCACCCCCUAGCGAACAUAAGAAGAAGCAAUGUCGACACAAAUUACACAAAUUUCAUGAGCUAUCCACUCGUUGAAAUGAUGACGUGGCAGGGCCUUGGGGAGCUGGUCAACAAGUUUAGAACCCAGACAUUGGGCCUGGAACCAGUGAGCACCCUUUGGGCACCUGGUCAAUUGAGUCGGCUGAGAGUACCUUACACCUAUAUGUGGUCUCCGAGCCUUGGUCCGGAGAUAGACGUCGCUGGAUUCGUAUUUCUUGAGCUUGCUUCUUCCUUCAAUCCCCCCGAAAGCUUAGUAAAUUUUCUGGAUGCCGGGCCGCCACCGAUUUAUAUAGGAUUUGGCAGCAUCGUUGUGGAUGAUCCGGAAAGUUUCACAAAAAUGGUUUUCGAAGCAGUUCAAAUGGCUGGUGUUCGAGCCUUGGUGAGUAAGGGAUGGAGUGGCAUUGGCGGAAAGGAUGAUGCACCGGAGAGCAUCUACCUACUGGACAACACCCCGCACGAUUGGUUAUUCCCUCGUGUCAGCGCCGUGGUCCACCAUGGCGGUGCGGGUACAACGGCAAUUGGUUUAAAAUGUGGAAAGCCCACCAUGGUUGUUCCGUUUUUCGGCGACCAGCCGUUCUGGGGUGCAAUGGUUGCUAGCGCAAAAGCUGGCGCCCAUGAUUGUACUCCAUAUAAGCAACUAACUGCCGAUCAGCUCGCUGAAGGGAUUAGACAGUGCCUGUCCGACGAAGAGAGAGAAAACGCCGGUAAGAUUGCAAAAAGCAUCGCAGAUGAAGGAGACGGCGCCGCCAAUGCCGUCAAGUCAUUCCACAGAAGCCUACCACUUCGUGGGGAGAAAUCUCUACGCUGCUCGAUUCUGGAGGACCGCGUAGCUGCUUGGCAUCUCAAGGACUCCAGCUUAAGACUAAGCCCUCGUGCUGCCGAGGUCUUGGUCAGACAACAUAAAAUCAAAUGGGGCAAUCUUCGACUGGCAAGAACCUAUGGUUGGAACGACUUUGAGGGCCUUGGGGAACCAAUCACUGGCAUCGGGAGUGCACUGAGCGGUACUAUAAAAGGUGCCGCAACCGGGAUUGGGCCAGUACCUAAAAACGUAGUCAAACGUAUCAAGAAGAGAGAGAACCACAAAAGGAAGAGGGUGAUACGAAUGGAGAAGAGCGGACGAGAACGUGGCAAAGCAGAUUGGAUAUCAGGAGGGAGGAACGAAACUCCUGACGGUAAUGACGAUGGACAUGCUUACGAUAGAAAAGAACGCUCCAAAUCUCCACAAAGGGGCACUGAAACAUCCGCUCUAUCAGCAGAUCCGUUAAAAACCGUAUUAAAGGAGAUCGGGCGGGAGACAGGCCAAGGUUUCGCGGAGACCGGAGCAUCAAUUGCUAAAGCACCAAUGGACCUCGCCCUGGCUCUCGCCCAAGGCUUUCACAAUGUGCCGCGUCUCUACGGUGACGAAAGCGUUCGACGGCCUGUCCGGAUAUCAGGAUUUUACUCCGGCCUUCGCGCCAGUCGCGACGAGUUUAUCUUUGGCAUCUACGAUAGCUGGACGGGUCUUUACAAGCAGCCGUAUCACGGCGCUAAAGAAGACGGAGCAUUUGGUUUUGCCAAAGGGAUUGGGAUGGGUGUGGCCGGAUUUGUCCUGAAGGAUAUAGCUGCCAUCCUUGGUCCUGUAGGUUAUACUGCCAAAGGCAUCCACAAAGAGUUACGGAAGAAGCCUCAGCCCACGUAUGCCAUUCGUAAGACUCGCAUUACUCAGGGCCGCAACGACUUUGAGGAACUCGGAGAAAACCAGGAUGCGGACGUCCUCGCAUUCGAGCGCAGCCGCACGCGUGGGUUGGGGGGCUCGAUAAUCCGUCACCGUGGCCGCAAAAAGUGGCAAGAGGCCGGUGCAACAGACAACGUAGUGGCAGCCGAGAAAGCGUUGGCCGCACGGAAACGUGGAGAAGACCUCGACUCGGCGUUACAGAAGGAGCGGGAAGAGGUUGAGCUUGCAGGCGAACCGCGUGCAGGCGCCAUGGGCCCGAAAGCGGAGGAUGAAGACCAGAAGGAGGAGUUGCCGAAUGGCAAGUUCAUGAGCGGUCCGGGGCAGGAACGGGAGUUAGGCUAG